GAAAAGAUACCAGAUCCAUUUAAAAUUUACUAAAACACUCUCAGAGAACCUAAGAAAACCUAACAGAAUUUCAUUUAGCUUGAUAAGAUUUCAAAGACAUAUCUACUGAUACCAACACAUUAGCUGAGCUAAUUUUUCUAUUUAUUCCUCUGCUAAAGUUUUCAAUUGCUAAUUCUUUCUGAUCUAAAAUUAAAACGUCAAGUAAAUCUAAGACACUAACCAAACAGAUCCCAUAUAAAUAACCAUUUAAUUCUCCUCAAUUACAUUUGUUUUAUUAUCUUAUUAUCUUAUUAUCUUAUUAUCUUAUUAUCUUAUUAUCUUAUUAUCUUAUUAUCCUAUCAUUAUAUCAUUAUAUCAUUAUAUCAUUAUAUCAUUAUAUCAUUAUAUCAUUAUAUCAUUAUUAUUUUGCUCCUGUUUAUUUAGCUAAUACUCCAAAUCUCAAAUAGUUAUCAAAAUGACCUCUGGUAUUGAAUUACUUACUUUCAACUUUACUCCUGUUACUUAUAAUGUCAAAAAGGACGACCUUAGCAAUAAGAACCAGUUGGAUGAUAAGGACUACUCUGUUGAUCCAAUUAAACGAAAAAGUGAUUUCCAGCUAAUCAAUAGCUCUCCUUCAACUCAAAGCACUGAUACUGAUUUCGAUUCCAAUGGCAAUAACACCAACAAUCUCUCUGCUGCUUCCAACUUUAAGCGAAGACCAUUGACCAACUCCAAGAUCAACACAAACACCAACAAUCCUGCUGUUGAUAACAAUAGCAAACCCAAAUCCAAAAGCAAAAGCAUUGAUAGCGUUUUUAAUAGUGGUUCUAUGAGCAGAAGUAGAAAUGGUAAAUUGUUAAAGUACCCUUCUUCCUCAUCCAACUACUCAUUAACCGUCGAUAGAAAUAGAAGGUAUUCUGUUGCAAAUCCUACAGAGAUCUACGAUUCAUUGAGUUAUGUUGCCUCUACUAUUUCUUCAUCGAACCAAUCCUCCUCGAUCAAUAUAUUCAAUAAAAACAACAGCAAUACUAUUCUCAACACAAAUCUUUUCAAUGCUCCCACUCCUACUCCUACUCUUUCUUCUUCUACACCUACUUCAACUUCGGUUUCUCCUGCAAAUGGCUGUAAAACCAGAAAGUUAAGUAACGAAGAAAUUAUAAACUUGAUGGAACAAGAACAAGACGCCAUGGUUUUGAAAUUGAUCAAAGAGAUUCAUCAUCUUAAAAACGAAAACUACAAAUUAAAGAACCAACUACAAAAAUCAUCUCCAACCAAUUCUCCAAAAUCGUUAUCGUUAUCGCUGUCGCUAUCGUUAUCAAACCACUCAAAAUCUUCAGCCGACUCAUCUGAUUUGAAUAACAGUAAUUACAUUUAUGAAUCGAAUAAACUAAAAAGAAAAAACUUCUUCUUGCCUUCAAAGAAUAAACGAUUUGCUUCUUCUCCAAAUAUCUCCACUGAUGAUACACCAUCGGGUUUGAGCAAUUUCAAUCUAAACACCACCACCACCACCACCAAUUCCUUGUCUCCACCAGACUCUACUGACACAACUGCAAAUCUCGAUGAAAGCAAUGCCAGUGAAAACAUAAUGGUUGAUAGUGAAAAUGUGAUGGUCGAUAGUCAAACCAACAAUAAUAACGAAAGCUCAACUCCAAGGUUUACUAAUAUUGAAAUUUGUUCCAAAGAUAAUGGAAGUACAGUCGAGUUGGAAAACUUGACAUUGAAAAACAAAAUAGUCGAGUUGACUGAACAAUUGAAUCAAACUCAUAACGAAUUGAAAAAAUUGCAAUUGCAAAACUAAAUAAUAAGAUUAUAGAUUCAAUUCUACUUGCUUAUCACUAGUUUAUUGUCUUGUUAUCUCAAUAUUUUAUUAUGUUAUACUCUUUUAUUUUAUAUUAUUUCCCACAUUUUAAUUUUAAUUUUAAUUUUCAUCCCAAUCAUUCUUACUUUACGAUGGUACUUUAGUUCUAAAAUUCACAGUUUACAAAUUUCAGAAAAAUAUUCUUCAUUCCACUUUACUUUUAUUCAUUUCUUACCUAAAAUAUAGAUAUUCAAUAUACUUUACUUCAAUUCCAAAAUAUUCAACCCGCUGUA
This is a messenger RNA of Ascoidea rubescens DSM 1968, 2070 nucleotides long. RefSeq lists its product as uncharacterized. The coding region runs from base 455 to 1777 and encodes 440 amino acids. The record is from RefSeq and is a predicted model, not a curated record. The transcript has a single exon. NCBI's taxonomy places the organism in Eukaryota, Fungi, Ascomycota, Saccharomycetes, Ascoideales, Ascoideaceae.